AUGCGAGGACUUAUUGUAUAUCACUCCAUGCACGCGUCAUCUUGGAUUUGUGUGAACACCUGGAACAGGAGAUCAGUUUUGAGCAGGUUGAAGGAGACUUCAACUUUUUCCAGGGAAAAUGGCUUUUGGAGCAACUUGGAUCACACACUAUUGAAAUACUCUGUGGAGUCAAAAAUGCACAAGAAUUCCUUUCUUUCUGAAGCUAUUAUGGAAGAGGUUAUAUAUGAAGAUCUCCCAUCAAACUUAUGUGCCAUUCGAGAUUAUAUUGAAAAAAGGGAAGCACAAAACACUUUGGAGACCUGUGACCAUGCAAUAUUUUCUGAGGAGCAAACUGCUUCCUCUAGCAAAGACAGAUAUGAUGAUCGGAUGUCAGUUGAGAAAGAUUUUGAUUUUGAUUCUGACAGUCCACAUCCUUCCAGACAAAGACCACGGGUUCCAGGCUUGCAGAGAGAUAUAGAAGUUCUUAAAGCUGAGCUUAUUACCUUUAUAUCAGAGUACGGGCAAGAAGGAUUUAUGCCAAUGAGAAAGCAACUUCGCAAGCAUGGAAGGGUGGACAUUUGAGAAGGCAAUCACACGCAUGGGGGG
This is a messenger RNA of Camellia sinensis, 585 nucleotides long. NCBI's taxonomy places the organism in Eukaryota, Viridiplantae, Streptophyta, Magnoliopsida, Ericales, Theaceae. The record is from RefSeq and is a predicted model, not a curated record.